Neofelis nebulosa (Clouded leopard) is the source of this 1735-nucleotide messenger RNA. It is a transcript of the gene CPN1, whose product is annotated as carboxypeptidase N subunit 1. Gene Ontology annotation, biological process: proteolysis. The coding region runs from base 229 to 1572 and encodes 447 amino acids. The transcript is spliced from 9 exons. The record is from RefSeq and is a predicted model, not a curated record. Gene Ontology annotation, molecular function: metallocarboxypeptidase activity; zinc ion binding. Lineage: Eukaryota; Metazoa; Chordata; Mammalia; Carnivora; Felidae.
AGGAAAAUCGGAGAGAUGGGGGGAGGAGAGAUGAGUGGCUAUCCCAGAGCUACAUAAAUAAUUUCCAGCGUUGAACGGGACAAUUCUGAACUUCCUUGCCAGGUGUUGUGGCACUGGUGUUUACUGGCGGGAAACUAGGAAGAGCUGGUUCUUGGCCCUUGGAUUUUGACUGGUUGUUGGGAAAGGUGGAGCCCAUUUUAGUGGGUCUCUUUGAAAAAGCCUGUCAAGAUGUCAGGCCUGCUCUCAGUUUUCUUCCAUCUCCUCCUUCUCUUCAAGUUGGUUGCCCCAGUGACCUUUCGCCACCACCGCUAUGAUGACCUUGUGCGGACGCUGUACAAGGUGCACAACGAAUGCCCCUACAUCACGCGGGUUUACAGCAUCGGGCGCAGUGUGAAGGGGAGACACCUCUACGUGCUGGAAUUCAGCGACUACCCUGGAAUCCACGAGCCCUUGGAACCGGAAGUCAAGUACGUGGGGAACAUGCACGGCAACGAGGUGCUGGGCCGCGAGUUGCUGCUGCAGCUGGCGGAGUUCCUGUGCGAGGAGUUCCGGAACGGGAACCAGCGCAUCGUGCGGCUGGUGGAGGGCACGCGCGUGCACAUCAUGCCGUCCAUGAACCCAGACGGCUACGAGGUGGCUGCCGCCCAGGGCGCAGACAUUUCUGGAUACCUGGUUGGCAGGAACAACGCAAAUGGAGUGGACCUGAACCGCAACUUCCCCGACCUUAACACCUAUGUCUACUACAAUGAGAAACACGGAGGCCCUAACCACCACCUGCCCCUCCCAGACAACUGGAAGAGUCAGGUGGAGCCCGAGACUGAGGCUGUGAUCCACUGGAUCCGCUCCUUCAACUUUGUUCUUUCAGCCAAUCUCCACGGAGGAGCAGUGGUGGCCAAUUAUCCAUAUGACAAGUCCCUGGAGCAUCGGGUCCGAGGGGUGCGCCGCACUGCCAAUACCCCCACACCCGAUGACAAGCUUUUCCAGAAGCUGGCCAAGGUGUACUCCUAUGCACAUGGAUGGAUGCACCAGGGAUGGAACUGUGGGGAUUACUUCCCAGACGGCAUCACCAAUGGGGCCUCCUGGUAUUCUCUCAGCAAGGGAAUGCAAGACUUUAACUAUCUCCACACCAACUGUUUUGAGAUCACACUGGAACUGAGUUGUGACAAGUUUCCCCGCCAAGAGGAAUUACAGCGUGAGUGGCUGGGUAAUCGGGAAGCCCUAAUCCAAUUCUUGGAACAGGUGCACCAGGGCAUCAAGGGAAUGGUGCUUGAUGAGAAUUAUAAUAACCUUGCGGAGGCUGUCAUUUCUGUUAGUGGGAUUAACCAUGAUGUCACUUCAGGUGACCAUGGCGAUUACUUCCGGCUACUGCUUCCAGGUACCUACACUGUCACUGCCACAGCACCGGGGUUCGACCCAGAGACAGUGACCGUGACCGUGGGUCCUGGAGAACCAAAACUGGUUAACUUCCAUCUCAAGAGAAGCAUCCCUCAAGCAACCCCUACGAGGAGAGUUCCCAACCCAGGGCACGGACGCAGAGUCUUACCAAAGAAAGUUCAGCCCCGGGUCAGCUAGGGAAGAAGAUGAGGAGACGAAGCGGCCCCAGAGAGUCCCUGCCUGAAAUCCACAGCGCUGGGGUGACACGUUAGAAAGGCUUGUUCCUGCUCUCCCAUCAGAUGAAACAUGCUUUCUAUUUUAUUAUCUGGGACAUAUUUAAAUAUAAAUGUAUUCACGACAA